This is a messenger RNA of Penaeus indicus, 3532 nucleotides long. Its product is annotated as zinc finger protein 62 homolog. Gene Ontology annotation, biological process: regulation of transcription by RNA polymerase II. Gene Ontology annotation, cellular component: chromosome. The transcript is spliced from 3 exons. Gene Ontology annotation, molecular function: chromatin insulator sequence binding. The record is from RefSeq and is a predicted model, not a curated record. Bases 151 to 2307 code for a protein of 718 amino acids. Lineage: Eukaryota; Metazoa; Arthropoda; Malacostraca; Decapoda; Penaeidae.
CUCUUGCUCUGGCCCCUCGCCGCCGCAAGUACCUUCAGUACUUUCGUGGUUAUUGUGCCGGAACUGCACCUGUCCUCUCCAGGUUUCUAAUGUGACACUUGAGGCUGGCUUAGUCCUUCCUUCAAAUGCAAAUACAGAAAGAACUAGAAGAUGGCUCCCCGAGGCAAAAAGAAAGAAUCGUCCUCCCCUCGGAAACAGCUGAACAUCAGGGGAUUCUUCAAGCCCUCGGCAAAGCGGGAGAGAGACCAGGAGGAGAGUUCAAGUAAAGAGGCAAAGGCAGUCGAAUCCCCUAAAAAGAGGUCAAGGCAGUCCAAACAGAGUACAAACAACAACAACAACAAUGCCGAAAAGGAUAUUCCUGCCAACAACAACAACAAUAAUAACAACAAUAACAAUGAGAAGCCAUCGACCCCAGAAAAGAAGGGCAAAGGUUCAGCCGCCCAAGAGAAGCCAGCCACCUCGAAGAGGAAGAAGCAGCCGCCGCCAGUCGUGGAGGAGGAGGAAUCGGAUCCCCUGUACAUCGCAGACGUGGAUGGCAGCGACGACCUGGCAGGCUCUGACAAGGAGGACGACCCAGAGCCCGUGCUCAGCAUUGCCGACUCUCCCAGCAAAGAGACCUUCAUCCUGACCCCUCAGAGCCCUGUGCAGAAGGAACAAACAGUGCGAUUCAAGUGUAAGGUUUGUGACCAGUGGUUCCCAAAUCGUUACUUCCAACGCAAGCACAUGUUGAUGGAGCACGAAGACCAGAGAUAUGAAUGCCGUGUCUGCAGCUUUAAUUCCGUUGAUCCUGAGAAGCUGAAGAGCCAUAUCAUCAAACAGCACGUUACUAAGAAGGAACGGAGUGAGUCUGUGUCGCUGGAUGCUGUGCAGGUGGACUUGGAUGAACUCAUGACGAAGCACACUCCCCGAAAAGUGAUGAUGGAAGAUGGGGUUGCUCUCGGUAGGGAUGCCAGCAACAAAAUGCGCUUCAUCUGUGCAAUGUGUGAGAGAAUUUACACCAGUAAGUACUCUCUUGAACGUCACGUCCGGUGUCACACCGGCGAGAAGCCCUACACGUGUGAUGUUUGCAACUUUUCAACUAGCUAUCGUGAACACAUGCAGCGCCAUAUGACUAGCGUACAUCUUAUUGUACAUUCAGACGAACCAAAACAAAAGUAUGUGCCGAAGAAUAGGAGGAAGACUGAAGAUAAGACGGUCCCACCUGAAGAAGACCCAGAAGAGAAAGAAGGAGUAUCAAGCAAUGAUCCCAAUGGGAGUUUUAACAGUAAUGAUGGAAGCGUGUCCUCAAAUGACACUACUUCAUCUGCUGGAAAGAAAAGACGGAACAUUCUGCGCAAACGCUUUGAGUGUGCUGCAUGUGGAUUAAAGGCCACACACAAAACAGAUUUGGUCAAUCAUAUCAAAGAGAAGCAUCCAAAGGCCCAUAUCGAGUCCUUGAGGAAUGGAGAUGGUUCCAAAGUUCAUCUUAUUGUCACAGUGUCUAAGAAGCCGGUGACUUCACGCAGGAUGGUGAUAACCUGCCCAGACUGCUCAAAAGUGUUCCACGACACUUGGAAGUAUAAGGUCCAUAUGCGGUCACACACAGGUGUUAAACCCUUUGGCUGCAGUGUGUGUUCAUUCUAUGCAACCAGUAAGAUGACUGUCCGUGACCACAUCCAUCGCAAACACAAGGAUGUCCAAAAUCCAAAGAUUUUGUUGCGUACUGUUUGCAUUGAUGGCACUGUGGACCACGUAGAACUGACAAUGCCUCAGAGGGAAUUUAAGUGUGAGUUUUGUGAUGAAGUCUUCCAAGAUAACUAUCACAUGAAGCAACACAAGAAGAAGAGCCACACUGAAGCCCUUCCAUUUUCUUGUGUGGAUUGUGGGCAUAGGGAAUGGGCUCGUGCAAACAUCAUCAUCCACUGCAUGCAAAAACACCCGGACGUAGAACUGGAUGCAUUGGUUUUGCGCAAUGGCAAACCUUUAACUGUAGGGCUUCAUAAGCUACCAAAGUGUGACCAGUGUGACAAAAUAUUCCCAUAUCAGUCACAGCUGUACAUCCAUCAGAAACAGCACACAGGAGAACGCAGUUAUUUCUGUGACAUAUGUAACUACAGCACUAAUCACAAGACAGCUCUCAGCAGGCACAUCCACAAGCACUUGGAGGGUGAAGAUGAGCCUCCAAAGAAAACAGGGGGACGUAAAAAGGGAGCCAAAGCUUCUAGCAAGAGUAAAGAUAAUGACACCCCCAUCAAUUUUGUAAAUGUUAGUGAGCCUCAACCGCAUGAGGUGAAGCGUGAGGCGGUUAAGGCAGAAAAACGGUGCUGAGUAUUGAAGUGCCUUCCACUCAGAAGUCCUUGUGCCUUACAUUGGGACCAUACCUGAAAACAUGUACUGGAAAUUGUCUUCCUGAAGAUUGUCCAGGAUCUUAGGUUUAAAUGUAGGAUAUAUUGCCUGAACCAGUAGAAUGUUGGUGCUUGAAUGUAUUUGUAUUGUUGAUAUCGGCUUGUUGUUUAGAAUUUUGCCAGGUUGAGAUAAUAUUUUAAUAGGAAUCUCUAAGAAGGUAGGAAAUAAGAAUUUUAAGGUAUUUUGAUAGUAUUUUUCAUAGAAGGAUUAAUUUAUGAAUGUUGAGCAUUGUCUAAACACAUUUAUAUUUUAUGAACAAAAUGUUGAAAUAAUCUGUUAUGAUGAAUUUCCUUCAAAAGGAUAGUUUGAUGGCUUUAAUGUUAAGGAAAGUUUAUGUCUUUGUUAAUUUUUGGUAUAAAGUUUUUGUGACUACCACCUGUACACAAAAUAUGCAUACUCUGUUUUUGGUUAACUUUUGAUGAUGAUGAUGAUGAGGAUGAUAUUAGAUUAGCUGACCCGCCCGUAGGUUUGUUUUGUCAUUGAAUAUAUUAACCUUGUUCUUAUUGAUAAUCUUGUGCCCUAUUUCUCUCCUUGAUUUUUGAAGUAUGCUAGAUUGUGUAAUAGUAUGUUGUAAGAGUAUGGAAUGUGAAAAUUGGAAGUUUGUUUGAAUGUUUACUACAUGCAUUGUUAAUUUGCAUAAGUGUAUGUAGUUGGAUUCUUAUUAUUUACUUUAUUCUAAUUAAGGAACGUUCACUGGUAAUUAUAGCGACCUGUUGUCUUCCUGUUCGAGGAAAAUGUGCCUUCCCAUAUGUGCCUUACAAGGAGUAUAUACAUUGGAGAGAUUACAAUUUGUUUUCUCUUUUUACACAGUUAAAAGUAUUUUAUAUAUUUUAGUUAUAACAACGUGUAGCAAUAUUUACGAAAUUAGAGUGCUUUGCCCCAUGUAGCGGUAAUAUUUUGUCAGUACCGGUAAUGCUACAUUUGUAUUAUGUGUUUGCUUUUGUUAAUUUUAGCCUAACAUUUAUGGCAUAUGUUAAAUGCAGUUGAUAUGUAUACAUUAUUUUGGCAUAAACAAAGUUAAAGUGGAUGUGAUAAUUGUCAUUAAUCACAACAUUUCAGAUUUUAGAUAAAAUGUGCCUGAAUGAUUAUACAUUGUUGCUCAUAAUGUAGAGUGAAGUACAUUUUAGAUUAAAGACUCUAUUUUGAA